CGGAGACCUGGGGCUGGCCACCAGGGUGGGGCCGGGGGGCCGCUGCCACAGGUGACUGGCAGGCUCUGAGCGGGCUCUCUGGGUGGGCGCAGGUGGGCCCCGCCUGGCCCCAGCCUUCCUGAGCCCCUGUUAUGCUCCCAGAGUGCUCUGUGGGACCCCAAACUUCUUGGCCCCAGAGGUGGUGUCCGGGAACGGGCAUUCCUGCCAGUCAGACAUCUGGGCUUUGGGCUGCAUCAUGUACAUGGUGCUGACUGGCGCCCCUCCCUUCGUGGCGGCGCCCCUGUCGGAGAUGUACCAGAGCACCCGAGACGGCCGCUACUCUGAGCCCGCACACCUGUCCCCCAACGCACGCCGCCCCAUCGCCCGCCUGCUGGCGCCCAACCCGGCCGAGCGGCCCAGCCUGGACCACCUGCUGCAGGAUGACUUUUUCGCACAGGGCUUCACCCCGGACCGGCUGCCCCCCCACUCCUGCCACAGCCCGCCCAUCUUCGCCAUCCCCCAGCCUCCGGGCAGGCUCUUCCGGAAGGUGGGCCGGCUGCUGCUGCCCCAGUGCCGGACGCCCUGCCCCUUCACUCCUAAGGAGGCCUCAGGUCCAGGAGAAGAUGGUUCUAACCCUGACUCCACGGAGUGGGGCGGUGAGGCCUCCCGGUCAGAGAGAGAGGCUCCGGGCCCCGAGCGCCCUAUCCACCUGCUCAGCCAGGGGACCCUCCGGAGUGACCGGGCGGGGCCCGAGGGGAGCCCGAGGCAGGAGGUGGAGGCGGCCGUCCGGAACCUGCCGCUCUGCCUGGACUCUGGCCGCCCAGCCAUGCAGGACCCCCCAGGAGAGCAGCGGCCCAUCCUCUGGGCCCCCAAGUGGGUGGAUUAUUCCAGCAAGUACGGCUUCGGCUACCAGCUUCCUGCUUCGGGACGGCACCCACAUGGCCCUGCGCCCUCCAGGAGGAGGGGGGCCUGUCCACGCCCGCCGGGCCCGGCUGCCCCCGGCCUCCGCCCGCUGCGCUUCCUGGUGUCCGAGGGGGCUGCGCUGCUGCUCUUCAGUGAUGGGACCACGCAGGGGAGCGUCAGCUGCAGCGGAGACCGGGCUCACCUCGUGCUGAGCGGUCGAGGCAAAGAGCUGCUGCUCACGGUCUGGGAACAGGGCCGGCCCGGCAAUUCCUACCCGCUGGGCGUCGCAUGGAGCCAUGGCUGUGCCCUGGCCACCUGCCAGCACCUUCAGCAUGCCAUCCACCUGCUGCAGAGUGUCCAGCGUCGCCGAGGGUCAGAGUGGACCUCUGCCUGUUGACCCAGGGGACCCAGGCUCCACUUC
Hippopotamus amphibius kiboko is the source of this 1303-nucleotide messenger RNA. It is a transcript of the gene PLK5, whose product is annotated as polo like kinase 5 (inactive). Gene Ontology annotation, cellular component: centrosome; nucleus; spindle pole. Gene Ontology annotation, molecular function: ATP binding; protein binding; protein serine/threonine kinase activity. The record is from RefSeq and is a predicted model, not a curated record. Lineage: Eukaryota; Metazoa; Chordata; Mammalia; Artiodactyla; Hippopotamidae. Gene Ontology annotation, biological process: mitotic cell cycle; protein phosphorylation; regulation of cytokinesis.